AUGAGAAAAAAAAUGCCAUUAAAGAAGCUAAAAAUAGAAGAAACUGAUGAAAGAUUAAGUAAACAUUUCCUUAGAUCGUCUAAAGAGAGAGUUAGUUGUAAAAAAGAGAAGAAAUGCUUUGGAUUAAAGGAUUCUUUGUUUGAAUCAGAAAAUAAAUAUCUUGAAUGUGAUUCUAUUUGUAUUGAAAGUGAUUCAGAGGAAGAAAAUUACUGUAGUCGUUUUGUUAGAAGUGUUGGUAAAAGAUCAAGGAAUAUCAUGGCGAUUUUUGAUAGGAUAGAAAAAAAUAAAAUAGAAAAAAAGAGUAAAUAUGAUGAUAUUUUGAUGUGGAAUGAAAAAUACAAACCAUUAACUGUUAAUGAUUUAGCAGUUAAUAAAAAGAAAGUUGCAGAAAUUCGUAAUUGGUUAUCAAUUGCAUUAAAGCAGGAUUUAGAAAAAAAAUUAAUUAUUCUUACGGGACCACCAGGAUCAGGAAAGACAGCUACGAUUAAUGUAUUAUCUCAGGAAAUGGGAUUUGAAAUUUUGGAAUGGCAAAAUCCAAUGACUAUAUUAUCAGAGGAUAUGGAGCUAGAUCAUCUAUCAUUGUUUUCAAAAUUUGAGAAUUUUCUUUUAAUAUCGAAGCAAUAUUCAUCUUUAGAUUUUGAUGGCACAUCCAAUGUUUUUUCUGAUUCUAAGAUUAUUUUGAUUGAAGAUUUACCAAACAUUUAUACAUCGUCUCCUGGCACUCCUGAUAAAGAGCAUGAUUUUCAAUUGGCUAUUCUUCGUUAUAUUUCAUCAUCUAGAAACAAAUAUCCUCUUGUCUUAAUAAUAACAGAAAUGGAUUUUAAAGAAUUUGACGAAACAGAUAAUAAAAGAGUUAAAGGGUUAAGUUUGUAUAGUUUAUUAGGUAGGACUAUUAUUGAAUCUGAAAAAACGGUACAAAUUAGUUUUAAUCCAAUUACAAAAAUAUCUCUUCAAAAAACAAUAAAUAAGAUAAUUGAUAUUGAAUGUCGUUAUUCUCAGAAACCUAGUUUAGAAUUAAUAGAAUCAAUUAUUGAGUCAUCUUGCGGAGAUAUUCGUUCAGCAUUAAAUUCUUUACAAUUUAUUGUAGGAAUAAUUUUAGAGAAUUCAAGCAAAGGUUUUUCUAAAGAGAAAGGCUUACUUAUUAAUUCGAUUAUAAAUCGAGAUAUUACUUUAGGGUUUUUUCAUGCUGUUGGUAAAGUUAUAUACAAUAAGCGUAUUGGGGAUUCUCCGGAGGAUAAAUUUGAACAUUUUUUCCCAAAAAAUUCUUUACCUUUUCAUUUAAAAGUUUAUGAAAGACGAAUAUCAAAGGUCAACCCUGAUAACAUAUUGGACACGAUACCAGUUAGUUAUGAUAUUUAUAUAUUAGCACUUCAUCACAAUUAUUUGGAAUCUUGCAAUGAUAUAAAACAUGUUGAUUUUAUACUUUCUUUUUUAAGUUAUUCUGAUACAAUGCUUUCAGCUAAAGUAUGGCAUUAUUCUUUGCAACAACGGAUGUCUUCCCUUGUAGCUAUUAUGGGCUUAUUAAUAGGUUUACCAUCCCCUGUAAAACGUUCAUUUACAUCAAAAAUAGUAUAUCCUGUUUAUCAAAAAAUCUUACAAGAAAUGAAAUUAAAAAAUGAUUAUUUCAUUGAUUCUAUUUAUAAAAGUUAUUGUAAUUGUUACAAUCUUUACUAUAAUACUAUGAAAUCUUCGAUAUCUAUGAUAACUGAAAUUUUUCCAUAUCAGUCACUUAUUUUAAAAAAAAAAACAUCAUUUUUCGAUAUUCCUGCCUUAAUUGAUAAAGAUGAAUCUCAUAAGUUUUUAUUAUAUGAUAUAAAUGAUGAUAUUGAAUCUUUUGAUUAA
Messenger RNA from Pneumocystis murina B123, 1842 nucleotides. RefSeq lists its product as hypothetical. Lineage: Eukaryota; Fungi; Ascomycota; Pneumocystomycetes; Pneumocystales; Pneumocystaceae. The record is from RefSeq and is a predicted model, not a curated record. The transcript is spliced from 7 exons. Gene Ontology annotation, molecular function: chromatin binding. Gene Ontology annotation, biological process: DNA repair; mitotic DNA replication checkpoint signaling; DNA damage checkpoint signaling. The coding region runs from base 1 to 1842 and encodes 613 amino acids.